This is a messenger RNA of Malus domestica (apple), 1912 nucleotides long. RefSeq lists its product as uncharacterized. Gene Ontology annotation, biological process: defense response. The record is from RefSeq and is a predicted model, not a curated record. NCBI's taxonomy places the organism in Eukaryota, Viridiplantae, Streptophyta, Magnoliopsida, Rosales, Rosaceae.
AUCUCCACAAACCAUUCCUCACGGCAGCACAUCCUUCUCUUCCCUAGUAGAUUACGCGUCUCCGGCGGCCGGCCGUAGCGACCGUCAGUCGGUUAGUUAGUCGGGUUAUCGUUACGGUCCGUACGAGUACGUACAUGAAUUAAUCCAGGAGACAAAUACAUAAAUCCAAACCCAAUUCCAUUCACAAAUUUGCCUUAUUUUCUUUUUGUUAAUUAGCUGCCUGCAACAAUUACUUUAUUUAAUUACUGUGAUUGCUGCAGCAAUUAUUUAAUUAAGAAUUUAAGAAAUUAAGUAAUUAAGUUUUCCGAGUUAAUUACAAAUCAUGCCACGGCCGUUCGGCUCCUCCUUCCAGCUGCUGGAGAUCAACCUGAUCUCGGCGCAGGACCUGACGCCGGCGUCGAAGGCGAUGCGGACGUUCGCCGUCGCGUGGGUCAACCCCAAGCGGAAGCUGACGACGCGUUUCGACCAGACCGGCCACACCAACCCGACGUGGAACGAGAAGUUCGUCUUCCGAGUUGACGACGACUUCCUCCGCCACGACACGUCGAAGAUCAUGAUCGAGAUCUACGCCUCCGCAUGGCUCCGAGACGUCCUGAUCGGAACCGCCGCCGUGGUGGUGAACAAUUUGCAGAACAAGUCCAAGAUGCGGUUCAUGGCGAUCCAGCUCCGCCGCCCAUCCGGCCGCCCGCAGGGGAUUCUGAACAUCGGGCUCGGCCUCCUCGACAGCACAAUGCGGAGCAUGCCGCUCUACAGCGAGCUCAGCUCCUCCGCCGUCGGGUACUGGGAUCUGAUGGAGGGAAAAACCGGUAACCAGAAGAGCAGCGGCCUCAACUCCAAGGAUCAAGACAAAUUCGUCAUCUUCCAACGAUCUCAGAGCGAUCGGACCGGCAGCGAUUCUGGAUUCUCGAAAUCCAGGCCCGCAUCCUCCAUCUGCGAUGGCGUCACAAAAAUCAGGCCGUCGAACUCCACCUGCAAUGCCGCCGCCUACAAGCCCAAAACUCAAGCCUCCUUUUGCAAUAGCUCGAUCGUGAACGGAUCUGAGCUCAGCACAGGGCAAAAGAAAGGUAACGUGAACGGGUCCCUCUGCUCUGACGUCGGUCCUUCGCCCUCUGUGGUUGCGGCCGCAAUCGCCAAGGGAAUCUACCCGUUGCCGUACACAGGAGCCCGCGCGCCGUCGCCCGAUGAUGCCGGGAGCUCGUUGCUGGACGAGUGGGCGGACCAGGACAGCGUGGAAGGGUUAAAGACCAAGAUAGAACGGUGGCGGACGGAGCUGCCGCCGGUGUACGACUGCGCCAAGAACAACGCAAAGAGUUCCCAUAUUCAGAAGCCACUCCAAUCGUCCCACCGCCGUCCCAGCAGUCAGAAGACGCGGCGGAGCCGCAGCAGUGGCAAAGGAUUGUUCUCCUGCUUCGCGUUGGGUUGCGAGAUUUCGAUCUCUUGCGGGAGCAAACCGAAGAUUAACAAGAAGAGCGGGAAAGUGCACCUCAGCCCGUCCGAUUUAACUUUCGACGACGACUCGUACAUACGGUAGGUCAACGUUACAAAACGCCACCGUUUCACGUUUUCCAAAUUUCUUGGGGGGGGUUGAUGAGGUAAAAAACGACACUGGUUUUAUUGGAUCUCCUUUUUAAAAUGAAAUUAAGAUUUGUAGUUAUUUUGGAGUUGAUGAAUUGGAAGAACAUUGGGUCGUUUGGAUGGAGAAAAUUAUUGUUGGUGCGUUUUAGAAUUAGAGAGGAAUAGAGGGUGUGAUGUGAAAAACAAACAAACAACCGUCCUCCUUUUCAAUUUUUAUUUUUUUUUCAACUUUUACGUUUGUGAUUGGGGAGAUUGAAUAGGAUUCUUUUCAAUUUCAACUACUGAAUUGUAAAUGUUUAUUUUUAUGGAUUUCAACAAUGUAACUAUUUUUUUUCAA